Molecule: messenger RNA, 5067 nt
Organism: Achroia grisella
Lineage: Eukaryota; Metazoa; Arthropoda; Insecta; Lepidoptera; Pyralidae
Gene: Klp31E
Product: kinesin-like protein KIF21B
Exons: 28
Biological process (GO): mitotic spindle organization; microtubule-based movement
Molecular function (GO): ATP binding; microtubule binding; microtubule motor activity
Source: RefSeq, a predicted model, not a curated record
UUGACGUGACCGGUACUUUGAUUUCGUUUUUUUUCGAUGGUCUUCCUCCUGUUUUUACUUUGAUAACGUAAUUUUUUUUCUAGACCAUCUGUUGUGAAUGAAUAACGUCCUGUUUAUUUGCAAAUAUUAAAAUAAAUAUUAUAAUAAAUGUCUUAGUGACAUAAAAUAGAAACUAUAGUGAAAAUUAAUUACAGGAUACGCAGUACGGCAUAUCGCGAUCGUAUAAUUUACUUGUUAUGGUGAAAGAUGUACAAAAAAGUAGGUUCCUGUUGUUCUAGAGUAAUGUUUAUAUAAUUUUAUUUGUGAAAUGUGAUUUACUGAAUCAAGAAUCAAAGUUUUUCAAGUUCAGUGCGGUGGUCACUUCCAAUCAUGGCUAGUGACGAGUCUAGUGUACGCGUCGCAGUCAGAAUACGACCGCAGACAUCAGCGGAAGUGGUAGAAGGAUGCGGGGUGUGCGCUCGAGCUGGUGGCGCGGCUGGCGAUGGAGGGGUGGCUCUUGGCACAGAGCGCGCCUUCUCCUUCGACUAUGCCUUCGACCCUGACAUCAUGCAGCAAGACGUCUACGAUAUCUGCGUGAGGAAGCUGGUCGAAGCAGCACUGGAUGGAUAUAACGCCACUGUACUCGCUUACGGACAGACGGGAUCCGGCAAGACAUAUACCAUGGGAAGCGGAUGGGAGGGUGAAGGCGAGGGUCAAGAGGAACGUCGAGGUAUAAUUCCUCGUGCCAUCCGAGAUCUCUUCGCCGGCGCUGAAGCUCGAGCUGAGACAGCACGUGAUCAGGGUCUACUCCCACCGGAGUUUUCAGUCCAAGCGCAAUUCAUAGAGCUAUACAAUGAAGAUAUAGUCGAUUUACUGGAUCCAGCCAAAGACCCAUUUGCAAAGAGUACGUUGAAAAUAACCGAAGAUGGCUGUGGUGGUGUCCGCGUGGUGGGCGCUUCUACCCGCACCGUGAGGGGCGUCAGGGACGCCCUAGGAGCCCUUCGAGCGGGGGCUUUAGCCAGGACCACUGCAGCCACCAACAUGAACUCCUCAUCAUCACGGUCGCACGCUGUCUUCACUCUGAUGAUGCGGCAGAGGCGACUGGCAGCCGACCAGGAUAUGACCGAUCGCGAUACAGAAGCGGAAACCCCAGAUCAAUACGAAACACUGACGGCUAAAUUUCAUUUUGUUGAUUUAGCCGGCUCUGAACGACUUAAGCGUACAGGUGCGACGGGCGAGCGGGCACGGGAGGGUAUAUCUAUUAAUUGUGGAUUACUGGCCCUCGGGAAUGUUAUAUCGGCGCUAGGAGACAAAUCGCGGAAAGUCCUACACGUACCCUACAGAGAUUCCAAGCUUACCAGGCUUCUGCAGGAUUCUUUAGGAGGAAACAGCAACACAGUAAUGAUAGCGUGCGUGUCACCGAGCGACCGUGACUUUAUGGAGACACUGAACACGUUGAAGUACGCGAACCGAGCGCGCAACAUCAAGAACAGGUGCAUCGUGAACCAGGACCUCACUUCGCAGACCAUACGCGUGCUACGGCAGGAGGUCGCCAAGUUGCAACUAGAGCUAGCCGAGUACAAACAGGGUAAACGUGUAAUAUCAGAGAACGGCGAAGAAGGAUGGAGCGAUGUAGUCCAAGAGAAUGCGAUCUUAACUGGCGAGGUGGAGUCGCUGCGGCGGCGGGUGAAGGCUAUGCAGGACACUAUAGACCAACUGUCCGCCCGGAACAGCGAACUACUGGCUGAGAAAGCGCUGGGCACUUGGGCACCGAAGGAUGGCAGCCCUGACGCUACUGACUGUUCUCUCACCACAUUGGUUCAGGGGUACGUGAGCGAGAUCGAGGAGCUGCGCGCGCAGCUGCUGGAGGCCACGGCGCUGCAGAAGGCGACGCAGCGCCGCGAGCAGCAGGCGCGGGCGCGGCGCGACUCGCACUCGCUCGACCCCGCCGCGCUGCUCGACGACGCCAAGCGGGAACUGUACAAGGAGAAGGAGCUACUAGCCCGCAGUAUGGGCGAGCUGGAGUUCCAACGGAAGCUGAACAUGGGCGAGGGAGACGGUGAGAGACCCAUCGGUGAGAGAGAGCGCGCUGAGGGGGAGAGCGCUGAGGACUCCGAGCCCUCCGACGACGACUCCUCCCGCAGUGACGACGAAGAAGACGACGAAGAGACCGCUGGUCAACGCGCGUUGACAGCACAAUUAACAGCUUUAAGCGAAGAUAUAGACAUGAAGGCACGCUUGAUCGAGCAGCUGGAAGUUUCGCAGCGACGGGUGGCAGCACUGCGACAAUACUACGAACAGCGGCUUGACACGUUGCAUCACCAGAUCAAGGCCACCAACGACGAGAGGGAUAAAGUGCUUGCAUCACUUACUAUGCAGUCGUCAACGCCGAGCGAGAAACUGAAGCGCGUGAAGGAGGAGCUGGAGCGGCGACUGGCGGCGAUGUCGCGCGAACUCAAGCGGCUGCAGGCAGCGCAGCGAGAGAACGCUCGACUGCAGCGCUCGCAGCAGCUCACCGCGCAGCAGCUGCUCACGCAGCGCGCAGACCUGCAGAACAUGAAGCGGGACAAGGUAAAAUUGGUACAACAAAUGAGACAGGAAGCCAAGCGGCACGCUCAAGCAGAGGCUCAGAGAGCUAAAGAAGUAGCGCAACUACGUAAGGAAUCGAGGAAGAAUGCUAAUACAAUUAGAUCAUUACAGGCUGAAACGAAACUUAAAGAUCAGGUAUUAAAACGGAAACAAGAGGAGGUUUCGCUUCUAAGACGAGGAAACCGCGAGAAACUAAGUAGUCGUGCUGCAGGUAGACUACAUGAGAGUCGGCGGGGGGCGCGCGACGGCGCUCGUGCGGCUCGCGCGGCGUGGGCGCGGCUGUCCCGGUGGGUGUCGCGGUCGUGCGCGGCGCGGCACACGCUGGGCGAGCUGGAGGCGUCCCUCGAGCGGCUCGUGACGCAGCGCGAGCGAGCGCGGGCCGACCGCAGAGCGGACGCCGACCAGCUGCGCGGCUACCUGCGCGCCGCCAUCGCCGACACGCAGGCCCAGAUCAUGCAGAUCGAGGAGGAGAACGAAGAAAGUGAGCUACCGCAGCUGCUGGAGCAGAUCGAGUGUUCGGAGACGGGCCGGUACCUGCUGGAGCGGCUGGCGGCGCUCACCCUGCAGCACGCGCAGGACGCCGCCCGCCACCUCAAGCUGCUCCACGACACGCGCGCCAUGCUCACUGAGCUGGAAGAGAGCUCCGAACGGACGGCCAGCGCUCUCCGCGCGGCCGGCGGCGGGGAUCAGAACCUGAACCCGUGGGGCGUGCCGCCGCAAACGCUGCAAGCGCUGCUCGCCAACGUCUCCUCCGGGACCUCCACUCGCUGCGUGUCGCCCACGGACAGCACUCUCUUAGAACGACUACCUCCCAACGGCGUACGAGAAGUGAACACAGCCCCGACUUCUCCACCAGAUGAUAUAACGAAUUCACCGUUCCAACGAAACCUCGUGCGGCGCGGGUCUGUGCGGCUGCGGGACCUGGGCGUGGUGUCCCGCGACGACGACCCCAUGACGCAGUCGCUGGUGGAGCCCGCCUCGCCGCGCCCCGUGCCGCUCAGCCGCGUGCCCAGCGCCCCCGGCAGCCUGCGGGGGCUGCAGCCGCUGGGCCCGGCGUCCCCGCUGACGGCGCGGCGCGGCCCGCCCGACUCCCCGCGGCCCGCGCGCCGCGCCCUCGCCCCCUCCGGCCUGCCCGUGCCCAAGCCGGCCUCCUUAGACGCGGGUGCGAGUCCGGGCGCUGGAACGGGAGUGGCCGCCGUUGGCAUCAGCUCAGGAACGCCGCCCGCGUCUCCGGGAGCUGCGCGUCGUGCCCGUGAUGACGACGUGUUCCUGCGGCUCGCCGGCGCCGGUCACGAUAACUCUCCGCAGGGCAUCGUCAAGGAACUCGCUAUUAAGCGUGUUUCGGGCGCGUCCCCCGGCGGCGGCGGCGGGGCGUGGCUGCAGUGCACGCACGUGGCGGAGGGACACGCGGGCGCCGCGCUCUCACUCGCGGCCACCACGCACCUCCUCUACAGCGGCGGCGUCGACCGCACGGUGCGCGGCUGGGACCUGGUGGCGGGCACGGAGGCGUGGCGCGGGUGGUGCGGGGGCGCCGUGUCCGCGCUGGCGGCGGCCGACGGUGCGGGGGGCGGAGGCGACGCGGGCGGCGCGGGGGGCGCGGGGGACGCGGGCGACGGCCGCGUGCUGCUGGCCGCAGCCGGUGCCGCCGUCAGACUCUUCGACACCCGCACCCGGGCGCCGCUCACAACGCUCUGGUCAUCGGGAGCGACGGGCGCCUGCCCGGCGACCCGCGGCGUGGGCGGCGAGGUGGCAGUCACCGCGCUGGCUCUCGCUGGCCCGCACCGUCUUUAUACCGCUGCCGGGGACAAGCUGCGACUGUGGGACCUUCGCAUGUUGGAGUGCAUGUGCAAGGUGUGGUCUGGUCACGCGGCCGCCGUAAUGUGCCUGGCGCUGGCCCCGGCCUCCACGGGAGACCUGGUCGCCACCGGCUCGAAGGACCAUUACGUGAGGACGCUCGAGAUGCAACCACAGGAUACUGGCGGGUGGGAGGCGGGCGCGGGCGGGCGGCGGCUGCUGCAGCCCCCGCACUACGACGGCGUGCAGGCGCUCGCGCUCGCCGGCGCCGCGCUCUACAGCGCCUCGCGCGACACCAGCAUCAAGCGCUGGAGCCUCGCCGACGGCUCGCUCACGCACACGAUGAUGAACGCUCACAAGGGAUGGGUGACGGGCGUGUGCGUGGUGGGCGAGGGGGCGGAGGCGCCGCUGGCGAGCUGCGGCCGCGACGGCACGCUGCGGCUGUGGUCGGCCGCGCUGCGCCCCGCCGCGCCCCCCGCCUCCCUCCCCGACGCGCCGCACGCCCUGCGCGCGCACCCCGACCCGCGCCGCGCCGCGCUCUACACCGCCGGCAAGUGAGUACCGCCCAUCACACGUGAUACACUGCGGCUGUGGUCGGCCGCGCUGCGCCCCGCCGCGCCCCCCGCCUCCCUCCCCGACGCGCCGCACGCCCUGCGCGCGCACCCCGACCCGCGCCGCGCCGCGCUCUACACCGCCGGCAAGUGA